Molecule: messenger RNA, 10292 nt
Organism: Porites evermanni
Lineage: Eukaryota; Metazoa; Cnidaria; Anthozoa; Scleractinia; Poritidae
Source: the annotation of a GenBank genome assembly
UUGUUUGGUUGUUUGUUGCUUUUGUUUUUCAUCUUUUUUUUGGGUAAUUCACCACAGGUACCAGGAAACCUAAGUAGUCGACCAGAGUAUGUGGUUCUAACCUACAAACUUCCUUAUUAUGAGAAUCUUGCUCGUGAAGAAUUGGAAAAAGAAGGCAAUACCGACUACUUUGGAAAGGUAACUGCAAGCACAUCUGCGAAUGAGCGAAGGCAGUAACAAACAAAAGUGAUAUUUUUAUAAUAAUAAUAAUAAUAAUAAUAAUAAUAAUAAUAAUAAUAAAAUAAAAACAAAAAUAAUAAUAAAUAUUUAUAUAGCGCCUAUACUUUUCAGUGCCUAUACUUAUUUUUGUACAAAUAGCAUGUAUCAAAUUAAACGCAUCCAUUGUAUUAAUUCUUAUUUACAAUAAUAUCCCCUACAGGAACUUGCUGCGGUUGCUUAUGAUGCAGUGCAAGUAAUCAACAAGGCUCAUACUGUAGAACCGUGCUUGUCAGUUAACGGCUCGGCAGUUACUUCUAGAGACCGCGAAACAAUGUUUUCUUGCUUGACAAAGGUGAGGGACAAUUAUUUUGAAGCAAAUUACCUUCCUUCCCCUCGCCCGAGUUUGCAUUGAUGAACAGGUCGCAGACGAAAUUACACACACUGUGUUAUGAGAGUUUCUCGAAGCGUUCUGUUUCCACCUCUUCAUGAUAUUGCCAAGUCGAACUAAUUCAUAUUUCAUUUCCUAUUGAUUACUCCUCGAUCAUCAAAUGUUAAUAAGAAUAUAAUAUAGAAUUAGCGAUGAUGAGGAUGAUGAUGAUAAUAAAUAAUACAUGUAAGAGUAUUAAGGAAACCCUUAUUUUCCACUGAAUUAAGACCCAAUGGAAAGUAUCAUUACCCAUUUUAACAACUGGGACCUAAAUUAUUUCAACAGGUAAAGUUUGAAGGCAUAACAGGACCUGUUAGAUUUAGCCAGGAUGGAAAGAGAGCAGGAGUACAACUGGAAAUCUUGAAUCUGAGAAACGAUUCCUUCAGGAAAGUAAGUACCCCUAAAAUCGAUCACAGUUUUCCUUGGGAAAAAAAGGGGAAAACACACGUGAUGCAAUGCAAAUAAAUAGACAUGGCGUGAAAAUUGCAGAAAAAGGCUAUAACGCUUCAAAGAAGAAAUGUGCAGUUAAUUGAUAGGCGGAAGUUAUAAUCAACAUCAUACAGGAUUCACUUGUUAGUAAAAUAUUUAUCCGUUUCUGAUUGGCUCAAAACCUUCAACUAGGGACCUUUGAAAAAAUUUGAAAGUCGUUCAAAUUUGCUGAUAUCAUUACAAUUGACGUCAGUUGUAGAGAUAUCGACAGAAAAGGGGACAGCCAUGGGGGGGCUGGCAACGGCCUUUGAUCUUGCCGCUUUUCGGCUUUCCAUGAUCGCCCCAGUUAAGAAAUCUGUCAAUCAUUCGAGAACUGUAGCGAGCAUGCGCGAAACGGGCUGGGAACAACAUCAAGAAGUUCGUCUUCGCAGCGAUUCGACAGUGUGAAGUGAAUUCGCUUUUGGUUCUGUUGGUCAUUGCUUUCUUUGGUGUAACCGAUUUUUCCCGCAGUAAUGUGGAGCUUACGUUUUCCUUUCUUCUGAUCUUGUGUUUGUCAUUACAAGCGGUUUUCUACGCUAAGAACGAGACCAGUGAAAGGUCAUUGUACAUUUUCCUCGAUGCCCAACCUUUUGGCUCACAACAGGCUUUCAAGCUGUGUUUCUGUUUGGAAGACCCACAAGACUAAAAGAAGGGCAAACCCUCCAAUGCGUAUGUAGAAGAGUUUAUAUUUUCAAGUGAAAGGCCGAAAAUUAAUCCUUCGUGAUAUUAAAAAAAGCGCGGUGGCCGUGGUCAAGUAGAAGAGUUGUCACAGUUGUUUACGGUUUUAUUACACCUUUAAGACGAAAAGAAAUGAUGAUUGAGACUCUUAAUUCUGUACCCUUGAUUGUGAACUUAUCCCGACAGAGUUGCGUUGGAUGAUUGAGUGGCUUGGUCAAAUCUCGUAGUUCAUGUAUUUUGUUAUGUACUAGAAGCUAAAUAAAUUAUGCCAAGAGAUCAUUCACUCUUGAUAUGCUUAAGUUCUUGUCUUCGUGUGAUUUAAUUUAAACUUUACCGUAGUUUCUAAGAAAUGAAUAUGGACAAAUGAAAGGGUAAUUAUUUUGUGUGUUUGGAAUUCUCUUUUCAUGACAGCAGUUACUACACUGCCUUCAGUUUGAGUCCUCAUUCAAUUGUGUUUUGUUUUGUUGCAAACAAAGAGGGAGAAAUUAUAAAUAUCUUAUUCCAAAAACUACGCUACCCACUGGAACAAGAGUAUGGCUUAAAACAAUAUUAGCUAAGGUCAGAAAAUAAAAGUUCAAGUUUGCAUGUUUUGACAAGGACUACAUCUGGCUAAAUAUGCUUCAAAGGGAAUUUAUAAAAUUAAAAAAAUGAUGACAUUUCUAUUUUUGCCUUUCCUUUGGCCACUGUGAUCAGUUUUUGCCAUAUAGUUGCAUGUAAUGUUUUACACCUUUGGACAUCAACCUGCCAAGUUAGUUGGUGUCUGUGUAAAAAUGUACUUUACUGUUAAUGAAAUCAAAGUAAACCCUCUCAACUUAAAAAUUGCCUUGUACUAGUGGAUAUUGAAAACACCAUAGGAUGCCUGAGAAAAAAGAUGUAAAAUGAUUAUUAAGAUAAUAUUAUUUGCAGUCAACAAUAACGGUUAGAAACUUGUGUUGAGGCUGGCAAAAAUAUUUUUCAGAGACCAUAAACCUACACUGACUUUGCUGUUACAACAAGUGGUAAAAGGGAAUUUAAAUGUGGGAUCACCUCCCUGGGCUUACACUGAAAGAGAGUAUGGGUAGUAGGACACAUUGUGCAUUCCCCUACCCUUUUUAAGCCAAGAGACCUUUUUUUAUAAUCCUGAUUCAUUUCCUUUUUAAUUAACAUACAGAAUUGAGGUAGCUUUUAAACUUAGAAACAUGGCAAAACUUGGGGGGGAAAUGGUGGUACCAAUAGACUGUACGUCCUCUAUAGACCGCUUUUUCUUCAACCUUCACAACCCAAACAGACACCUUGUUCAAAACUCUUGAGGGUGAAAUGGUCACCACCCUAAAUCAGCAGCACAUACCCAUCUAGGCCAAAUAAUCCAAGGGUAAUAUCGUAGAAAGAACUGCUGAGGAUAGGGUUCAAGCCCAACAAUGACUUCUUUUGAUGGUUGAUAAAAAAUCAAUUUUACCUGGUAUAAUUUAGUUGUAAAUCAGAUUCAUAACUUGCACAAACAAUAAACUUAAGUUGUAUAUUUUUCAAGCCUCUUCUGAUUCUCUUUAUAAACUUUGCAAAACAUUCAGUUUUUUUUUUGUUUCUUGUACUUCAGUCCUUUGAGGGAUUUUCUCAACGCAUACUCUAUCCUGAUGUACUCACCCUUAUUAGCAACUGAAUUAGCCUCUUGUUCUUACACUAAUCCACUGUAAUCAUUUCAAGUACAAUUCAUAACUAAACGGUAAUUUUUGUACCAACAAUUUCAAGGAAAUACUUGAAACCGAAGUCACUAUCUAAUACAAAACUAAUGCGGUAUUGCUGUUGGAAAUUUAUUGAUUAUCACUCCAAUGACAUUUCAGUGAAGGUUUUGAAGGUUCAGUAAACCCCUCCCAGCCUUCUGAUAUUAAAAAUAGCUUAUAUGUGAAGCAAAAUGAUUGGAACAUUUACCCUGGUUUUUACUAAAUUGGCCCUGUAUUCUGUAUUUACGCCUAUAAACAUUUGUUGUGCCUCCCGGUGUACAAACAAACUUACGAAUAGAGAAGUAGAAAAUCAGUGGUUUAAUGAACACUCACAUAGUGAUAUAGGACUGUUGCAAGACUCAUACCAAUAUAUCGUGCUCGUAGCAUAUGUUUAAGAUAAGGAAGAAAGUCUUAAUACCACUGUAAGUGGAAAAAUAUAAGAUAUGGAGCAAGGUGGUCGCUCGAAAAUUCACGAAGCUUAAAAAUAACUGAACUUGCCGAGAUCCCGAAUCACGUAAGUGAAGUCACCCAUGAACUGUUCAUACAUCACGCCUUCUGAUGUCCAAAAGGUCCUUUAAAAAAGUUCAUAGGAACCUUUUCUUGAGAUUUGUGCGCGGGAAAACUUAAAACCGAGCAAAAACUCAUCGUCCUUCCAUGUCUGCAUUCUCCGCCAUAUUUGUUUUCAAGGAAAAUUUGUACUCAGCCUCACUCGGCCGAAUUUCUUAACUGGGGCGAUCAUGUAAACUCGGUUCCAGACCUCGCUGCCAGCCCCCCCUGGGGACAGCAGUAGCAUGGUACCUUACGGCUGUUUCGACAGAGUUGGAGAAAAUGGCGGGAGAUUGCACACGUUAUGCAAGGGAAGAAAUACCCAAAGUACUGCCAGAAAACAUGUACUUAGCAAGAAUACCGAUUCUACUCAACGGGUGACCACAGCUUCUCGAAGAAUUUCUGCUGUAAAGAUCCUUCACAUCUGUCAAGGAACAGGCAAAAUUUUAAUGAGGGCGAAACUUUAAUAAAUAGAUUGAGGUAUGAAGUACCAUUUCUUAGCUUUUCCCAACUCUCUUUGAUUCACGCUAUUGUGUUUUCUUUCCUUAGGUAGGGACAUGGAAUGCAACGACGAAAGCCGUAAUGUUCGAAAAUAUACACCAUAAUAUGAAUGACAAAUUUCAUGGCGGCGGUCUAGCAGGCAGAACUCUCCGUGUUGUUGUUACAGAGGUAUGCACUUAAUAUAUUGCAUGAAUGUAUUGGCUAUAUAUUGUAGAUUUUUUUCUAAUUAGAAAGAGGUUUCUUGGCGAUCCUUGGCCGGAGAACGCCAUUAUCUCACUUAAUCAAGAAUACAAUGUACUCAAUCAAGAAGUCCGUUACCGGCCUUUAAUUACUCAAUUGCAAUAUAACCCUAAAUGAUCUUAUGAUUCAGUUAGAUGUCGACCAAUUACAUUUCAAGGAUGCCGGAUGAUCAAAUAUUGUCGUUUUGUCGUACAUGGAGAGAACAAAUCAUUACUGUUUUGACCUAGUUAGUAAUUUCUUGGGCUGGUUAGAAAACAAUUGUUAAGUACCUUAGACACUGUAAGUGUAAGAGUCCACCUUUCAUAACCUCAACAGGAUGAGCCGUUUGUCGUCCUCAAAACGCAAGAAGAUGGAAGCAUUACAUAUGAAGGGUACUGCAUCGACCUGCUACGAGAACUUGCCAAAAGACUUCAUUUCUCAUAUCAUAUUAAAACAUCUCCUGACGGGCUCUAUGGCGCGAAAUUGCAAAAUGGAUCCUGGAACGGGAUGAUUGGAGAGCUUCUAAAUAACGUAUGAAAUAUCACUGCAUUCAAUAGACCAAUUUCGAUCAAUUAAAAUUCUCUAUAAUAGGCCAUUUGCACGAUGCUGUCAUUUUACUACUAGGAACAGAAACCUUUACGUUUUUCCCUUCAUAUUUAAAUUUGGUAAUCCCAGCGAGGAUUAAAUAACAAAAGCCCUAAUUUGCACAGGAAAGCAAAACCCUGAAGGAUUCUGGUUGUAGUAGUAAAAUGACGUCAUCGUGUAAGUGGCCUAUUGGCUGCGAGGCUUGAGGGAAUAGAGCAAAAGAAUAUCUUGAGGCUCAGCAAUAAACAUUCCAUUACUUUUUUCUUCUUCCCCCAAGCUUCCGCACAAGGUAUGAGUUUUCAUAUAUCGAAAUUGGUCUGUUCCUUCAAAGUGCCAGAGCUAGAAACUGCAUGUACGUUGACACAGGUUGACAACAAUUUAACAGCCAAUCGAGAGGUAGAUGAAUGUUAUUCCUCUUUCAAAAUAAAUUGACCAAUGCUAUUCCCUCUUUAUUAGCCUUCCAUUCAGAAUUGUUUUGUCUAGAUUUUAUCAUAGUGCGUUGCAACAUUUACGAGGUAUGACGUCAUGAACCUCAUUAGGUUAACCAAUGUUUUUUAGCCAAAACUGCCAGGGUUAGCAUUGUUUCAUGCAGUAAAAAAAGCAGCAAAAUAAACGUGUGCUAAUUAUACACUGAUCUCAAAUGUCACGCACGACAGUUUUUUCUUAAACAAUUAUAGUUCGAACAAAAUAAGAUGCUGCCAAGAUGGUCGCCAUUUUGAAAAAAAGUCACAGGUCAUAUGUUAUUAUUAAAGUAUGAUAAAUACGAUGUAUUUGUAAUAACAUAAAGAACGAAAAGACUUUCUAAUUUAAAAAUAGUGAGCUCUAGGAAUUGCAAGGGCCAAAACUACCAUUAGUUCAUGUUUGUAAUAGAAAUUUACUCGACAAUCCACCACCCCAUUUUUUUUUUCUCAACAGCGCGCAGACGUUGCCGUUGCAGCUUUGACCAUAACUGAAAGCCGCGAAAAAGUGGUGGACUUCACUGUCCCCUUCAUGUAUUACACUGAAGAACUUCUACUCAAGAAAGCGACGUUCAACAACGGAUCAAUUGAUUUUCUACAGUUUAUGAAUCCAUUUCGCAUUGAAGUUUGGUUUGUUACUUUAGCCACCCUGGUAGUGAUUUCCGUUUCAACUUUUGUGAUAAACUACUUUAGUCCAUACGGUCACAAAGAUCCGAAUGGCCGAGGAACCUCUGAAGAGUUCAGUUUCUUUAACAGCGUGUGGUUUUCAUUGGCUUGCAUGUUGCAACAAGGAUCUGACAGCCAGCCACGAAGCCUGUCAGGUACUGUAAGGUGGAAGUCGUUCGCUUAAGCCAACGUUAAUUCAAUCGAUGUCUUCGUUACUGGUAAACAUUUAAGCAUGUAUCUAGUAUUUAGUCAAUCUUUCUGUUCACGGAUUUUUAAUCAACGAUAUAAUGCUUUGAGAGGAGGAGUUAAUGUCUUCCCACAAUGCAUUGUAGCAUAAAAUGAUAUAUAUGGAAAUUUUAGUGACGUGAUUACUCGGCUGAGAGUGUCUCAGACGCUUGAACAAGUGUAACUAACGUGGCAUUGUAUGUUACUGAGACUUGCUAGUGUGAAGAAUCUUUGACGAAUUUCCCUCUUCUUUAUGUACAUUGUAAAGAAAGACGACUUCCCCGUUGGCCCUCUUAAGGUGUGUUGACUCAUUUUGUCACCACGUGCACUUUCGUUUGAGUUUCGGUGCUAAAAUGGCAUACAGGCAGAGCGGGUUUACUGAUCCAGUUGCUCAGUGCUAUCAAGUAGCAUAUAAUGAAUAAUAAUAAUAAUAAUAAUAACAAUAAUAAUAGUAAUAAUAAUAAUAAGGAUUUCUUUUGCCUCAUAUCCUCAUAGGCUCAUGGCGCUUUACAACUAAAUAUUUCAAACCGAUUUUUUUUUAGAUUAAAAAAAUUAACACCAAUAAUAAAACAUAAAUAUAUGAAACUACAAGUUAAAGAUUCUUAUUCAAAAAUUAAAAAUUCUUGUCGCAAUAUUUACAGUAUCUACAUUAUUCUGACAGAACUUUGAUUAAUUUUUUUUUUUAAUAAGAAAGUCUUUAUUGAAGUUUUAACUUUUGAAAUGUCAUCAUGAUUACGUAUGGGUUCUGGCAGUGAGUUCCAAAUUGUAGGUGCUGCAAAUGAGAAUGAUUUCUUCAACUUUGCAGAUGGUAUUGUCAGGAGCCUCUUGGAGGCAGAUCUUAAGCUUCUUGAUGGUCUGUAGGGUUGCAAGAUUUCUGUUAUAUAGGAAGGCGCUAACCAAUGUAAGGCUUUAAAGGUUAACAGAAGUAUCUUGUAAUUGAUGUAAGGCUUUAAAGGUUAACAGAAGUAUCUUGUAUUUGAUACGUCUGUAUAUGGGGAGCCAGUGUAACUGUUUGAGAAUUGGCGUGAUAUGAUCAUGUUUCCUGGAACGAGUCACAAGGCGUGCAGCACGGUUUUGGACAGCUUGUAGACGAACAAUCAGAGAUUGGGGAAGGCUAUAGACCAAUGAAAAUAAAAGCAUGAACUAAGAUUUCAGUGUCUUUUGUGAGAGACUGUCUCUUACUUUAGCUAUAUUCCUAAGAUGAAGAAAACAAGCUUUAAAUAUGGUAGUGACGCGUUCGACAAGAGUUAUUUCUUGAUCGAAGACGACUCCGAUGUUCCUAGAGGAACUCACAGGCAUUAUUCUUUCACUGGAUACUUGGAUGGCCUCAAUAGGCGAGCAUGCAUGGGCGAUGGUUGGCAUUCAGAACAAGUAGCUCGGUUUUUCCCCUGUUUAGCUUCAAUUCGUUUCGGACCAAUCAGGAAUCUACAUGACUCACACAUGCUUCUAUACGCGCUAAAGAUGACUGUUGCUCGGUUGUAAUGGGCCUAAAAGCAAAGUAAAGUUGGGUGUCGUUGGCGUAUAGGUCGAUCAGUGAAACUCGAGUCCAUGAUAUCAAGUAGCAAAGGUAAAACAUAUGUAAGUUCUGACAAUUGCACAAAGCGCAGUGAUUAAUGGCUUGGUUUUCUUUUUUUCUUUUUUUUGUUUGUUUUUACUUUCUAGGUCGCAUUCUCACCGCGUGUUAUUGGUUUUGCAUUCUUGUCUGGGUUUCAACAUACACCGCAAAUCUCGCAGCCUUUUUCACUGUGAAAAAUGCCGCUGCACCCAUUAAUAACUUGGAAGACAUACUAACAUCAUCUUAUAAAGUUACCAUAGUAGAAUAUGGAAGUACUUACGAGUUUUUUCAAACAAGUCAAUAUGAAACUCAUAGAAAGAUUUGGUACAGAAUUCAAGCUCACAAUUCAUUUGUUGGAAACACAAGUGAGGCUGUUAAAUUGAUCCGUGGAAAGGAUGAUUAUGUCUUCAUUUAUGACGGACCAGUUGUUCGACAUCUUGCCAAAAAUCAACCAUGUGAUCUGAUAACGGGUAAAAGUUAUUUUUCAAGAUUUAAAAACACUGGGAUGAGAAAUAUUUAAUAUUUUAAGAGGGUGAGGGUGAAGGUGAUGGGGAGCACGAGUGCGGAGAAGGGGGGUGAGUUUACAAUAUUAUUCUUGGAGGUUUAUACUUAAGCAAUAGAAAACGUUUUCCGUGUUUGCAUAGCCUGAUAUAAACAUGAGAGGGGUUGGGAGAAUUCAUUUUAUGCAAACCCGAGACGAACUCGAGGGUCUGCAUAACUGUCGAGAAUUCUCCCAAUCCCUCGAGUGUUUAUAUGAGGCUAUGCAAAGACAGGAAAAAAGUUUUCUAUUGCUUUUAUAAAAUAACUCUCCCGAGAAAAAACGCAAACUCUUUGUUACGGUCCUGAUUAAAAGAGAAAUUCUUACCAGUCGCAAGGUCUUACACAAGAAGUCUUGCACGCGUAAUCAGUUCAGUCUUGUUUUGCAAAAAGAUGCUUUCCAAAACAGAACGGAUUUUUCUCGCUUAAAAUGUCAGCUUAAGCGAAAAAAAUUGACACACCUUCUUUGUAACGAUUUUCCAAGUUUCAGCCGACGAAGGAAUGGGUAAAUAAAGUAAACUUGUCGAGUUUUGAACUUGAAAACUUUUUCAAAUUUGUGCUUGCGUGAUUAGCGCGCGAAAACCUGUGUGAGGUGGCGUGGGAAAAGUAGCCUCUGCCGACAACCGUUCAAUUUUCUAUCGUGCAUGUGCGAAAAUCGUCGCGCAAUUCGCAAGCAAAAUUAAUCCUCAGGUCUGUCGUCAAAUGGCUCGAUUUUCGCGGGAAUAAAAAAAAAAUGCGACAACUCUGAUCUGCUACGCAAGACUCACGCUAGAUAGACUCACGCAAUGCUCCAAAGCAGUCAAGAACAGGAAAAAACUGUUGUUUUUUUUAAAUUUAUUCGUCAAGAUUUCUGGACGGAUUCGAACGGUUGUCGGCAGAGGCUACUUUUCGCACUCCAGCUCACACAGUGAAAAUGUAGCUUCUACUCGCAGGGUAUGUACAUUUAUGCUUUAUUUUUUCAUUUGCUUUUGGGUCAAGGGAAGGGCUUUGUAAUAAUUUUUAAUAACCCACUACACGUACGUCAAAAAGAACAAAUUAAAAAGAAAUAAAUUCUUAAAGCGGAACAGAAGGUGGCUUUAUAAAAUGCAUGGCACGGUUCAUAGUAUAUUUAUUUUAGAGACACUCAUUUACAAGUACGUACAGUGUAUAGCGGAAAAAAACGAAAUCUACACGAAAUCGUAUAUUCUAGAAAGCUCUUGUGUGUCUCCCUUUGGAGUAUAGGGAUUCAGCAAAUUCUCGGGAGUUUUACAUCACGGCCCGAAAUGCGCGGACGCACUUCCAACCCGCCUCCAACUGCGAAUUUGAUAAUUAUGACAUAAACCAGUUUUCGACGUUUUCGUUUUCUAGUCCCAGGUUUAAGCACGGCCAAAGGACUUGGCCUCGCGUUCCAAGCUGAUGAUCCAGACGCCACAGACUUUUCACUUGCCAUUCUGCAUUUACAUGAGAAUAGUUUUCUAGAGAACCUGAAACGUAAAUGGUGGGAAUCUUCUAAUGGAUGUCCUCAAGAGCAAGAGACAAGUAAGACUCUGCUG